Messenger RNA from Lizanozyma spartinae, 495 nucleotides. RefSeq lists its product as uncharacterized. The coding region runs from base 1 to 495 and encodes 164 amino acids. Lineage: Eukaryota; Fungi; Ascomycota; Pichiomycetes; Serinales; Debaryomycetaceae. The record is from RefSeq and is a predicted model, not a curated record. The transcript has a single exon.
AUGGCUCACAAGAACAGUAUCAACAAGCCUAAGAUUAAGAUACAAUCACAGAAACAUGCUUCUGCUAUAGGGAAGAAAAGAGCUGCUAGAUCCAGGAAUGUUCCUGCUACCAAGUCAUCCACAUCUCGUAACUCUAGCGGAGUUGCACCAACGCCUACCGAAUCCAAGGCUGUGGCUUUGUUCACAGGAAGCAUUAAACCAACCGGUCUUAUCACCAACAACACUUUGUCGAAUAAGAGAGCCAAGAAGUUGACCCGGAAUGCCAAAUACAUUGCUCAAAGAAAGGAGAAGUUGGAGAUAGAUCUUAUGGCUAAACAAGAAGGAGCCAUGGAUCUUGACGAAGAGAAGCAAACUACAAAGACUAAUGAGUCUAGAAAGGCUCCUUCACAAUUAGAUAAGGUCAAGGAAGUAUUAUGGUCUGCUGUGGCUGACAAUGCUAACUAUAAGAUCGAUGUUGAAGGUGAAGGUACUACUUUAGGUGUGCAAGCCUUUUAG